CGGUACUUUGUGGACACACAACCAGCCUACCGCAUCCUGAAACCAUGGUGGGACGUGUUCACCGACUACAUCUCCAUUGUUAUGCUCAUGAUUUCUGUGUUUGGGGGGACCCUGCAGGUCACCCAGGACAAGAUGAUCUGCCUACCCUGCAAGUGGGUGGUCAACAACACCUGCAAGAAGAACUUCAACACCAACACAUCUGCAUCACUGUAUGUGGAGCACAAAGGGAUUCAGUAUAACCUGGACCGCCACCAGUACAACUACGUGGAUGCAGUAUGCUACGAGAACAAACUGCACUGGUUUGCCAAGUAUUUUCCCUACUUAGUGUUACUACACACGCUUAUAUUCCUUGCGUGCAGCAACUUUUGGUUUAAAUUUCCCAGAACUAGUUCUAAACUAGAGCACUUUGUAUCCAUCCUGUUGAAAUGUUUCAACUCCCCGUGGACAACGAGGGCACUGUCGGAGACGGUGGUGGAAGAGAGUGACCCAAAACCAUUAAAAAUGAAUGGCUCAGUGGACCACAAGGAGUCGGUCAUCAGCGAUGAUGUUGAAGCCAGUGUUCCGAUGCUGCAGAGAACAAAGACACGCCUUGAGCAGGGCAUCGUUGAUAGAACAGAGACAGGAGUUUUGGACAAAAAAGAGGGCGAACAGGCAAAAGCCCUGUUUGAAAAAGUCAAGAAGUUCCGUAUACACGUGGAGGAAGGGGACAUUGUGUACAGACUGUACAUUCGCCAAACAAUUAUCAAGGUUAUUACGUUUAUUUUGAUCAUCUGCUACACAGGGUAUUAUGUGCAUGACAUUAAAUUCAGCGUGGACUGUUCAGUGAACAUUGAGAACCUGACCGGCUACAACCUGUACCGCUGUGCUCAUCCCUUGGCGACACUUUUUAAAAUCUUAGCCUGUUUCUACAUUAGCUUAGUCGUGGUCUACGGUUUGAUUUGCAUGUACACUCUCUGCUGGAUGCUGCGACGUUCUCUUAAGAAGUACUCCUUCGAGUCCAUACGAGAAGAGAGCAGCUACAGUGACAUACCCGAUGUGAAGAAUGACUUUGCCUUCAUGUUGCACAUG
Messenger RNA from Cynoglossus semilaevis (tongue sole), 1068 nucleotides. Its product is annotated as volume-regulated anion channel subunit LRRC8A-like. The transcript has a single exon. The record is from RefSeq and is a predicted model, not a curated record. The annotation marks the transcript as partial. Lineage: Eukaryota; Metazoa; Chordata; Actinopteri; Pleuronectiformes; Cynoglossidae.